This is a messenger RNA of Maylandia zebra (zebra mbuna), 1556 nucleotides long. The record is from RefSeq and is a predicted model, not a curated record. NCBI's taxonomy places the organism in Eukaryota, Metazoa, Chordata, Actinopteri, Cichliformes, Cichlidae.
UGUGUGUGCAUGCUUUGUCGCUUCACUGCUGCCGCUCCGCUCUUCCCGUGCAACGAAUUUUAUGCAACGUCGGGAGUCCGGGUCCAGCAAGGAGCCAGUGCUGCCGUGAAAACACAGGAGAAAAUCGGGUACACGCCAGGUUGUCCCCUCCCCGUUGUGCACGGCUGCUGUCACGAGCAUCGGUGUGAAUUAAGCUGGACUCCGGGCCUAGGCUUGUGUGUAUAUGUGUGCGCGCUUGCAGAGGCGUUCGUGGCUGUGAGAUAACAUUUGGUGGUGCCGCUCGUCCACACCCACUUGAUCGGCUGCUUGUGGUUGAUCUAUGUGCGGUGCAAAAUGUGAGGAUCAAAGAUCGUCAGCGCCGGAUGAUCCAGUGGUUGCUGUCACGUCGCUGGCGGCUGUCAGGCGACAGCUACAUGCAGCUUUUCAGGGAUCGCUCUGAGACUUUGGCCGGCCUUGGCCUGUAGGAACUGGACAGGACCUUAGGAAAGGCAACCAUGGCAGAUGAAAUGAGACGACCAGCUGAAUGUUGCCACCCAGUGCGGUCAUGUGACUGACCUGGCUCUUCUCUCCUGCUGAUGUCCAGUAGUUGCCCUGUUCUCACCAUGAGAGGAUCUGUCAGGUGCUCGAGCUCAGUGCCCUCAGACUGGCGCUACCGUUGUGCUGCGUGAGCGCCCCCCCCUCCUCCGGCAGUUACUGCACGGAAUGGCAUCUUUGGACCUGCCAUACCGCUGUCCUCGCUGCGGGGAGCACAAGCGCUUCCGAAGCCUGUCGUCGUUGCGUGCCCACCUGGAGUACAACCACACGUACGAGACCCUUUACGUCCUCUCCAAAUCCAACAGUGUAUGUGACGCUGCUGCUCUGCUGCCCCUAGUGGCUGAGGGAGCUCUGCUCGCACCCGCCAAUAACAACGACCCCUUUGAGCCACUUCGGCCUUCAGCUUUAAAGGAGCGGCGCUUUCCUUGCCGUGAGCUUCCUUGUGCAGACGACCUGAGUUUGACCCCAGCCAACUCCAACACUGCAGCCCGGUAUAUUCCCAAUGUGGAGUUUCCCCUGGGGGAGAUUUUUAUGAAAAAAGCCAUGACAUCCACAGAUCCGGGUCCCCAUGGAAACCCCAGCACAGCUGUAGCGGUGGCAGCUAAUGUAGCAGCCAGUGCAGUCGAAGCAGCGUAUGAGGAAGGCCUGGCCAGGCUGAAGGCGCGGGCGUUUGAACGGCUGGAGCUGGAUGAGAGGCUGGAGAAGCUGUCUGAAGAGGUGGAGCAGAAAAUAGCGGCCCGUGUAGGCCGUCUUCAGGCGGAGCUGGAGAGGAAGAGCUCAGAGUUGGAGCGGGCCAAGCUGGAGAGUGAACGGCUGAGCCAGGAGAAACAAGACCUGGAGGACAAGGCCUCGGAGCUUUCUCGGCAGGUGGACGUCUCCGUGGAGAUGCUAGCCAAUCUCAAGCAGGACCUGGUGAACAAGGAGGCAGAGCUGAACCACAAACAGCAGGAGGUCGCCCAGAUGACCAGUUCCUUCAGAGACGGCGGCCCGUGAAGCAAACGCUAAGGUACGCUUGCAGCAGU